CGAUGACAUCUGGCUCCCUUAGAACUACAUAUCCCGUCGGCCAUCGCGAGAAGGGCGGAAGUAAUCAAAGCGCCUCGGUGGUCAGUCGAUUGUCGUGAUAAGAGACCUGCGGUUGAGGUGUUGCGCGGCAGGAGCGCGGGCGUGAAAUGUUCACCCGCGGCGCGGGCCGGGGGUUCGGCCGCCUCUGGCUGGGUCAGCUUCGAGCGGGGCCGGGCGCUGUCCGGACUACACUGUCCGACUCGGGCGCGGGCGGGCGGCGACCGGGAUCCGAACCCCAGGUGCCUCGGCCGGGAUCCGCGCGCCGGCGCGCCGCGAAGGAGUGGGCGCUGCGCGUGAGCCCGUUCGGGCGGCUGCGGCUGCGGCUUCCGUGCCGCGUGGCCGUGAGGGCCCUGGACCCGCUGUGCCACCCUGACGGCGACCGCGUGCUCGUCGCGGCGUGCGACGCGGAGGGCGGCCCGCGGGGCCUGGCCAGCCUGCAGGUGACCCACGACGAAGCGCUGCGCGAGACGACCAUCGAGGCCGACGGCCUGGACCCCGGGGCCUCGGUGGAGGUGGACGCGCCGCUGAGGUUUGAUUUGAAUAUCAAGUCUUCAGGGUCGAGCUGUGUUAGAGUUCAAAAUAUGGAGUGUGAUGAUUGCAAAAUUGAAAUCGAGCAGGGUACGAGCUUCUUACAGUCUGUUAAGAGUAAAAAAAUACAUGUUCAAACAAAAGGAGGCAACGUGAUCUGUGUGGGAACAGUUUACGGGAAUAUAGAUAUUCGCACAUCACAUCAAAGCUCUGUAACCAUCGAUAAACUUCAGGGAAGUCGUGUUCACAUAGCUACCGAAGAUGGUUUGCUGGAAGCCAAGUACCUGUAUACGGAGUCAUCGCUUCUGUCUUCUGCAGCUGGGGAUAUUAUGUUAGGAAGUGUGCAUGGUGAUAUAAUACUACAAAGUGAGACGGGGAACAUCACAGUAGAUUCAUCUGCAGGGUGUCUAAAAGCCUCAACGCAUCAGGGUGCCAUAGAUGUUUAUGUCAGCCAGCUGGGGAACGUGGAGUUGAAGUCUGACAAAGGCUCUGUGACGGUGAAGGUGCCAGCCUCUCUUCAAGCAUCCUUACAGCUGUCAGGAAAGGAGGUUGACGUGAGCCCAGAAGUCCGCAUCCAGGACAUGGCCAGAGUGCACCAAGGGGAUGGUGUGACAGUGACUGGGCUCAUGAAUCCAACAAGAGAACAAGAAAACUGGAUUCGUGCUGCUGCCCCAGAAGGCACUGUAAGUUUUAGAAGCCAAACCUGGUUUCAGUCCCUGAAGCGACAGAACUGAGAAGAGUUUAAGUCGUGUCUGCUCUUUAACAGUGAUCAGCAGGUAUGUGACCACACCAGUGCAGGCUCCACUGUUGGUACGUAACUAUUGAAAACAACAUCGGGCAUGAAUACAGGCGGACUGCUUGGGGAAGACUUUCAAAAUUUGAAUUUAGCUAUUGUAUGCAUGUCCUAUUGCUCUGUAGGAAAAUACAGUAGUUCUCCCUGAUGUUGGGGGGAUGUUCAAGACUCCAGCGGAUGCCCAGAUCCACAGACGGUACACACCCCACCUAUAACACCUUUCCCUGUAAAUUCAAACACCAAUUAUAUGUCUUUCCAUCUCAAGUGAGCACUUGUGCACCUUUGCCAAUUGAGGUGUAGUGAGAAAACCAGCGUAAGUUCUUUUUCGGUCACAAUUUCACAGUUAAAGCAUUCGUGCUCAUCACGGAUUGUAGCAACAUCAGUGAAUGAUUUUUUUCUCUCUCUGUACUGAGCAAGAACUCUCACCUUGUCACAUCAGAGAAGUGCUUUUCUGUGUGUCCAAGCCCAGCGUCACUACUCCAGGCCCCAAGGGUGCCACUUUCAAUCAAGCCCUGGGGUGAGACUUAGGCAGCUGUAUAGGAAGCUCACAAAUUAUGUAUUUCUGGAGCUUUCAUCAGCUGCAGGUAAUCGAUAGUGUGGAAGGUAAAGCCUUUGAGAAGCAGGGACCCCUGUGUCACAGAUGAAUGGCUGAAAGCAAAUACUCAGCUGGUCCCCUCUGCGCAGGUUACGAGCUCAGGAUUUUGUGCUGCGGUCCACGGCUCGAGUCCAGGUCUGGCUCACCUGGGCGGAGUGCUCACCUGGAGGCUCGGGGAGAAACCUGCUCCCACAUUCACUCAGAUUAUAGCAAAUUCCAGUUCCUCAGGACCAUGGGACAGCUGGGUGUCGGCUCGCAAUGGUGCUGAGGUUCUGGAGCCCCUCCAGCCCCGUCCCAUGUGGCCCCUCUGUCUUCCAGCCUGCUGGAAGGUCCUUGUUGACUCCUUCCAAAGCUGGGGGCAUCUGGGCUUGACAGCACCUACUUGACUAGGCCAGGUCCCUCCAGGAGGCACCUGUUUUACUGCGUGAGGCGCUCCCUUGGCGACUCAUUUUCCCCAGCUGCUUCCCUCAGGGCGCAGCCUGACCCCAGAGCAGGGCCGGGACAGCAGAGCACUUGAGUUGUGUAUGUUUUGGCCCUCAUGUGACACAUUGCCUACCUACUAGCCCUUGUGGCAUCACUGUAAGUGGGAAUUGUGAAUAAAGCACUUAAAAAUGUAAAGCAGUUAUGAUGGUUAAUAACUUUUGUGUAAUUUAAGAUGUAUGUUGUUAUAGGGAAGAAACUGGCAGUUUAUUUCCAGAUAUAUAGAUUUUCACUAUAUAAUGGUUUGCUGUAGAUGUUGUAUUUCAAACUUUUUCUACCCCUGGACACUUUUAAUUAUAUAAUACUGAACAGACCUAUCUACUGAAUUGUAUUUUUAUGAUUAGAAGUCAGUUC
Octodon degus (degu) is the source of this 2789-nucleotide messenger RNA. RefSeq names its product family with sequence similarity 185 member A (gene Fam185a). The coding region runs from base 147 to 1301 and encodes 384 amino acids. The transcript is spliced from 9 exons. The record is from RefSeq and is a predicted model, not a curated record. Lineage: Eukaryota; Metazoa; Chordata; Mammalia; Rodentia; Octodontidae.